CGAUAUAUAUUGUCGUUUUUAAAGCGAAAAACAUUAAAUAAAACGCAAUUUGAUGGUCACAGAAAACAUCACCUGCUCUCGGAUAUAAUGACAUGUAAAUGGAAAGGGUAAAUAAACAAAUUAUUUGUUUGUAAAAGCCGCGCAAACAAAGAGAGGCUUGAAAUCUCUUUGUGUAUGCGAGUGCGGGUGCUUGUGUGCGUGUGCAGGUACGUCAGUGUGUGGGUGGGCAGAACAAUAACAAGCCCAAAAAUGCCAAUGGACAUGGAAUUUAAUGGGGCAGGACCAAUAGCAUUCCAGCUGCGGCGAUGAAUCACAGCAGAAGCAGAAACCGUGCCUUAUAAACGAACGAAAAGCAAUAACCCCCAAAGAUGCCGCUGCUGAGCAAAUGCUUUCCUUGCUUUAAAUUCAAGCAUGAGGAGGUGAUUGACAAGCUGGACUAUAGCAAUACUCCGCUCUCCACCGACUUUCCCGAAGUUUGGCAGCACGAACGGACGCUGGAAGAGCUUUACUUAAGCACCACCAGAUUGCAGACACUGCCUCCGCAAUUGUUUUAUUGCCAGGGAUUGAGGGUGCUCCACGUGAACAGCAAUAAUUUGGAGAGCAUUCCCCAGGCCAUCGGCAGUCUGCGCCAGCUGCAGCAUUUGGACCUCAAUCGGAAUCUUAUUGUUACUGUGCCCGAUGAGAUCAAGUCGUGCAAACACUUAACCCACCUGGAUCUAAGCUGCAAUAGCCUUCAACGUCUUCCCGAUGCCAUUACCUCGCUUAUAUCCCUGCAGGAGCUCCUGUUGAACGAAACCUACUUGGAGUUUCUACCGGCCAAUUUCGGCCGCCUGGUCAAUUUACGCAUUCUUGAGCUGCGACUCAACAAUCUUAUUACGCUGCCCAAGUCCAUGGUGCGGUUGGUGAACCUACAGCGUUUGGAUAUUGGAGGCAAUGAAUUUACAGAGCUGCCUGAAGUCGUCGGGGAGCUUAAAUCGCUGCGUGAACUCUGGAUCGAUUUCAAUCAGAUACGCCGGGUUUCCGCCAACAUUGGCAAGCUGCGUGAGUUGCAGCAUUUUGAAGCCAAUGGCAAUCUGCUGGACACGCUACCUAACGAGCUGAGCAACUGGCGCAACGUUGAAGUGCUGUCCAUCUGCUCCAACAACCUGGAAGCCUUUCCCUUCAGCGUGGGCAUGCUAAAGUCGCUAGUUACGUUCAAGUGUGAGUCCAACGGACUUACCGAACUACCGGACAGUAUAAGUUAUCUGGAGCAGCUGGAGGAGCUGGUGCUAAGCCACAAUAAGCUAAUUCGCUUGCCCAGCACAAUUGGAAUGCUGCGCAGUCUGCGAUUCCUCUUUGCCGAUGACAAUCAGCUUCGUCAAUUGCCCGAUGAACUGUGUAGCUGCCAGCAGCUAAGCGUGUUGAGCGUGGCCAGCAAUCAGUUGUCCGCCCUGCCGCAGAAUAUAGGAAACCUUGCCAAGCUGAGGGUCCUCAAUGUGGUUAACAAUUACAUAAAUGCCUUGCCGGUUUCGAUGCUAAACCUGGUGAAUCUAACGUCGUUGUGGCUGAGCGACAACCAGUCGCAGCCAUUGGUUCCCCUGCAGUAUCUGGAUGCGAGUACAAAGACGCAGUUAACAUGCUUUAUGCUGCCUCAGGUGACUUUCAAGAUGAACAGCAUGCAGGCGCAGCAGCAAGCCCAGGAGCAGUACGAAUUCGUGUACGCUAAUCAACAGCAGCCUUCGCACGUGAGUCCCUCGAGGAGGAUUUGCUUUGCUGAGGAGGCCACCAUUCUCAGCAACGCCAAAGCGCAGCCGGCACCCAGCUAUCCCAGUUAUGUAGCCGCUCCACCGACUCCAACUCCGGAGCAGAUAGCUGGAUCCGUACGAUUGAUGCGGUCGCCCACUCCAUAUCCCAAGGAGCUCCGCCAGAUGGCCAAGUACGUGAGGCAGGCCCAGGCUGCGACCACUUCCGCGAAUGCCAGCGAGGUGAGGGAAGCCCGCGUGGUGGCCAACGGUGGCCCAGUUCACUGUGAUAGCAGCAAUGCCAACCAGGAUGUUGUGGACCAGGCCACAGCAAGUGCAAUAUACGGCAUCGCUCCAGAGACGACACACAUUUACGGAGUCUAUCAGCCGCCGCAACAACUGACUCAUCCCGCAGCACCGCAAGAGUACUACGGUAUGCCUUUGGUGAAUUAUGAGGCGCAGUACCAACAGCUCUACGUGGAGGCCGGCACACCGUUGCCCACCACGCAUUUGAAUGGCGACCAGGACUAUGAACUGCAGCCGUUGCAGCAGCAGCAACAACCUAUGCCGCAACAACAGUUUGCCGGACCUCCACCCCGACUAGAGCCGCCUCCAUAUCAUAUAGCUCGCGUAUACACGAAGAAAACGCCGGAGGAUCUCAACUUGUACGAGUCUAUGCGGCAACGCAAGCAGCACCAACACCAGCAGCAGCACCUCCAAGAGCAGCUAGAACAAACCAUCUACCAGGACGCUUUGAAUAGCAAUUUCAAAACUACGGCGAUUGGCGCCCAGGAAGUCGAACAAUCAGUCGACCAGCUCGACUAUCAGAACAAUGUUAGCAACCACGUUGAUGGGAAACCAGAGGAGGACGAUGAGGAGCUGGACGACACAAUGUCGCAGCACUCGAUGAACUCCACGGCCACCAACAAUACUUGCAAGAUGAGUGGCAAGAAGUCCACUUGGAUCUUUGGGGUUCACAAGAAUCCAACCGUCAAGCAAGUUACUCUCAAAUGGGAGCACACCAUUGGCUUCGAUGUAGCCGAAAUACUCAAUCAGGUUGGCAUCUUUGUCAGCUCUAUUACCCCAAAUACAAAUGCCGCCCGCCUGUUGAACCUGAACGAUAAGCUGUUGGAAAUCGAUGGCUACGACCUGACCAAUUCCAAUCUGAGCGAUGCCAAACGAGUGCUUCUUAACUGCGGCACAGUCAUGAACAUAAUGUUGUCGAGAAAAUGAUGGACCAGUUCAUAGUAACCUAGACCGAUUCCCAUCACGAGACCGAAGACUUUUUGUGCAUUUUUCUAGCCGAAAAUUUUCCAAUAAGCCUCAUAGCCCAUACCGGUCAUAAAUGUUAGUUCUUAACUCCUUCCGCACUGACGGCCAGGACGGUUAAAAGGCCAGUCAUAGAAAAAUAUUACCCAUGCUUCUCAUAGACGAAUCCGACUGCCAUUUUCACUCUAUCUAGAAUGCUAGAUGAAUUAAAUCCAUACUCUAUAGGAAAAUAUUAAAACAAUACGGCCAAAAUUAGUAGUUUUAGCCUUGGAAUCAAGUAUUCUUUUUAUUUUCGAAUCAAUUGAAGUGCAUUUAUAAUUUUAAUGAAGCGAUAUUAGUUCGAUCUUCUAGUUCUGAUUUGAUUACUCAGUAUUUAAUUGGUAGCUUAUGUACAUAGUUAAGUUAUUCGUUAAGAAAUGCAAUAUUACGUUGUGUCAAUUACGAUAAGCACACACACAAACACACGAUAAUCUGACAAAUUACCUACAACUAGCGCCUAUUUUACGCCCAGCGUUAUUCAAAUUUGUUCCCAAAAUCAUAUGUAUAGAUGAAUUACUCGAUUAAUCGAAAAAAAAAGAAGAUAUUGGCUGCUUAUGUUAGUUGUUAUGGUGCAGCAAUACAAAUUCUAUAUCUAUAUACAUACAUUCAUAAAUAUAUAUAUUUACAAAUAAGUAUACUCCAUAUUUAUUGCCCCAUUAAGUAACAUCAAUCAUUAUUUUCAAUGGCAAGCUGUUAACAAAAAUGAACGAGAACUCACACUAUUGGCGUUGUGAUCAGUAUUAUUAUUUAGCUGGUUAACACAUGGAAUCUGUAUCUGUUCGAAAGUUGAGCACUUGUAUGAAUCAUAAUGUUUAUAUAGAUAUAUCGAGAUACCAACAAUGCAUUAUUCACACACACCCAACACACUCUUACACACAACCAUUUACCAAUCUAGCUAACUUAAGCAAACGCACACAUUUUGCCAAUUCAAUUUGAUUUAAGAGCGUUACAACAAAUCACUGAAAUACAACUUUCACUUUGUCA
Messenger RNA from Drosophila bipectinata, 4013 nucleotides. It is a transcript of the gene Lap1, whose product is annotated as leucine rich repeat containing protein 7 lap1. Gene Ontology annotation, cellular component: postsynaptic membrane; postsynaptic density; adherens junction. NCBI's taxonomy places the organism in Eukaryota, Metazoa, Arthropoda, Insecta, Diptera, Drosophilidae. The record is from RefSeq and is a predicted model, not a curated record. Gene Ontology annotation, molecular function: protein binding. Gene Ontology annotation, biological process: cell-cell adhesion; embryo development; neurotransmitter receptor transport, endosome to postsynaptic membrane.